AUGUUGCUAUCUGGGUUUCAUGUUUGUGCUGCUGGAUGGAUGGCCAAGGGCAGAGUUGGGUACCCCAUUGUGAAGCCAGGGCCCAACUGUGGAUUUGGAAAAACUGGUAUCAUUGACUAUGGAAUCCGUCUCAAUAGGAGUGAAAAAUGGGAUGCCUAUUGCUACAACCCACAUGCAAAGGAAUGUGGUGGUGUUUUUACAGAACCAAAGCGAAUUUUUAAAUCUCCUGGCUUCCCAAAUGAGUAUGAUGAUAAUCAAGUCUGCUAUUGGCACAUUAGACUUAAGUAUGGUCAGCGUAUUCACCUGCGUUUUUUGAACUUUGAUCUUGAAGAUGACCCAGGUUGUUUGUCCGACUAUGUUGAAAUAUAUGACAGUUAUGAUGAUGUCCAUGGCUUUGUGGGAAGAUACUGUGGAGAUGAGCUUCCAGAAGAUUUCUUUAGUACAGGAAAUGUUAUGACCUUGAAGUUUCUGAGUGAUGCUUCAGUGACAGCAGGAGGUUUCCAAAUCAUGUAUGUUGCAGUGGAUCCUGUAUCCAAAUCCAGUCAAGGAAAAAAUUCAAGCACCACUUCUACUGGAAAUAAAAACUUUUUAGCUGGAAGAUUCAGCCAUUUAUAAAGCAAAGAAAGAAUGAUCAGAAUAUAUAAUGUUCAUGUUAGCUUCUUCUGGAACUCCUGGAUCUCACUUUUAUAUUAUUAUUGUUAACAUUUAUUUAUUUUUCUAAAUGUGAAAGUAAUACCUAAUUUUGGGAAAAUCAGAAAGUACAGAAAACUUUAAAUGAGAAAAUAAAAUCUCUCAUAAUCCUAGUACACAGAAAUAACAAGUGUUAACAUUUUUAUAUAUUUUUCUUUCAAUCAUUUUUUUAUUUGUGGUAUAUGUAUAUAUGUAUUUGUAUUUGAAAUUUUGGAAUCCUGCUCUAUGUACGGUUUUAUUCCCCGGUUAUUUUAACCUUGAACUUUAUAGCUUAAGCAUUUUCCCAAGUCAUUGCAUGUUCUACAUAAAACUUGAUUUUGAACAACUGUAAACUAUUCCAUGGUAUGAUUGUUCCAUACUUUAUUUAAGCUUGUCUCUAUUGUUGGAAUUUUAGAUUGUUUCAAAAAAUAUUGCUGCAAUAAAGUUUCAAAAUUACUUUCCUUGUAAAUGUUAAA
Galeopterus variegatus (Sunda flying lemur) is the source of this 1145-nucleotide messenger RNA. RefSeq names its product tumor necrosis factor, alpha-induced protein 6 (gene TNFAIP6). The coding region runs from base 1 to 615 and encodes 204 amino acids. The transcript is spliced from 5 exons. Gene Ontology annotation, molecular function: hyaluronic acid binding. The record is from RefSeq and is a predicted model, not a curated record. Gene Ontology annotation, biological process: negative regulation of inflammatory response; cell adhesion. Lineage: Eukaryota; Metazoa; Chordata; Mammalia; Dermoptera; Cynocephalidae.